Messenger RNA from Closterium sp. Yama58-4, 1173 nucleotides. The record is from the annotation of a GenBank genome assembly. NCBI's taxonomy places the organism in Eukaryota, Viridiplantae, Streptophyta, Zygnematophyceae, Desmidiales, Closteriaceae.
AUGGAGGAGUUAUGGGCGGAGGAAGCUUCCGACGAAACCAGCGGAGUAACGCGGAAGCCACGGAGAAAUCGUAACAUCAUUCGACGCGCGCGAAACGUGUCCUCCGACUUCCCCUCGCUCCGCAGCGCGCAGGGAGAUGAGAAGCCGGGGAACGUGGACAGCGGACGCGCCUCGAUCGGCGUGCCCAAGCCGCCGUGGGAGGGUGAAGCUCCGGUCUCCGCGGAAUCGCUGCAGGAGAGCGACGUCUCCGCCGCGAGGCCGUCGAUUAUCAGCCGACGCCCCGCCGCGACGGCGAUCCGCAAGUUGCGUAUUUUCUCCAACCGCGGCGGCCGGGAUGCUGCUGCCCUCGCCACCGCGUUCGCUGCGCCGGCGGGAUCUUCCGCAACUUGCGCGGCGACGUCCCCUCGAGCGGGAAACGGCGUGGCGGCCGAAGAAGUCGAGGGCAUUUCUGCGCAGCUGAGCCGCGGCACGCGCGACAGAUUGACGGCGAAAUCCGCCGGCGGCGGCGGGACGAUUCUAAAGUCUUCUCCACAGCGGCGGCGGGGACGGGCUGGAGGUGCGGUGAGGCGGCGGAUCCGCCGAAGCUUCAGCGAGGAGCUUGCGGCGACGGUUGUUCCGUUCGUGCGACGAGAGGACGACGAGCGGCAAGAGUCGCAACGGCCGUCGCGAGAGUCGUCGCAGCCGUCGCACAUCAUGCGAAGUCUUAGCAGCGGUGACGGUCGGCAAGAAGCGGCAGGGCAGGAAAACGCCGCCGCGCUCUGUGCGCCGCAGCGUUCGGACGACGCUAGCGAAACGACGAAACGCAGUGGCGAAACGGGUGGCGAAGAAUCUCGGUGGCGAAACGGAGGGCAGAGGGCCGCGUCGUAUCACGAGGAGCUGGCUUCGGAUUUGGUGGAUUAUUUUGGCGAAAUCGCGCAGUCCUGGAGCAUUGAGAGCUCCAACUGCGAGUGCGACUCGGUAGGACAUCCGCGUGAAGCGGAAGCCGGUGAAAUCGCGCAGUCCUGGGGCAUAGAGGGCUCCAGCCGCGAGUGCGACUCGGCUGUAGGAGCGGAAGCUGUUGGUGCUGUGGUGAAUCGCCGCUUGGGGAGGCGGAACAGGGAAUGGGGGGGGAUGGACGAGCAGAAGGAACGGAAGGGGUGGGACGAGCGGAGGGAAUGGAGGAGGGAGGGCUAG